AUGAUGAGUAAAUCUUUGAUCCGCGCUCUCGCAGCUGUCAUUGUUGUGCAGGCUAGCGAGGCUAUCCCGGCGCCAUCAGCUACUUCCUCUCCAGAGACUGAGACUACAAAUGCAAACUUCGGACCUGUACCAGGCCUAUCACAACUGUUUGACGACUAUACCGGCCUGGCACCUCCGUUUCCGGAAAAUGUGACCAAGCCUAUCCCGGCGACUGCGAUCGGCAAUCCGGCGCCAGAUGACACGUUGUGGCAGAACCCCUUCGCUGCCGAGUGGAUCAUCUACUCGUUCUACCAGCUCGCCGUCACAACCUUCAACGCUUCCAGCUUCACCGCGCUUGGUCUGCCAAACAACACGCUCCAACGCGUAACAGAGAUCCGUGACAACGAGGCUGGCCAUCUGCGCAUCUUCCAGGACAAGAUUUCGCCAUCCUCGGUCAAACCAGGCGCGUGCGAGUACGACUUCCCACUCGAUGGCCAAGCCACCAACUUCCUCGCUCUCUCGACCCUCAUCGAGAUCGCUAGCAUGGUUUUCCUGAUAGGUCUCGUGCAGGAAGCCAAGGAAGAUGUAGCAAAAGGCGCGCUGACAGCCAUCAGCCAAGUUGAGACUCGCCACGAGAUUUGGUCGCUGCUGGAGGUCUGGGGUGUUGACCCCUUCGGCGGCCCCAGCGACACCGUCUUCCCCUAUCCGAACGAGAUCCUUGAUAUUACCAACCGCUUCGUCGUGCCUGGCAGCUGCCCACACGCAAAUCCGCCUUUCCCCAACCCCUCGCAGAACUUGCCGCGGAUCGGAGUCGCAUCCUGGACUGAGUCUGUGACGGUCAGCUCGACCGUGCAGCUUAAUUUCACGGACCCGGUCAAUCAGCCUCAUUUCGAGAAUAAUGCAGAGUACUAUGCAGUUUUCUUCCACGGAGUCGACGUCAUUAGCGCGCCCCUUGUUAUGACUCAUUGGCCAGAGCAGCCGCCUAAUGUCACGAUCCCGGCAGAGUUCGAGGCCAAAGGUGUGGUAAUCAUGGUCAUCGCCACCAUGAGAGGAGCGCCUACGUUGAGCAGCGUAGUAGCUGGCCCAGCUAUCUUUCUGCAGCAGCCGGCAGAGCUGGGGAUCAAGGUGAUUUGA
This is a messenger RNA of Diaporthe amygdali, 1113 nucleotides long. RefSeq lists its product as uncharacterized. The coding region runs from base 1 to 1113 and encodes 370 amino acids. NCBI's taxonomy places the organism in Eukaryota, Fungi, Ascomycota, Sordariomycetes, Diaporthales, Diaporthaceae. The record is from RefSeq and is a predicted model, not a curated record. The transcript has a single exon.